AUGUACUGCAUAUACAUGGACUACCAGGCUACCACGCCAGUGGACCCGCGCGUGGCGCAGCUGAUGCACGAAGUGAGCCUGCGCGAGUUCGGAAACUACCACUCGCGCACGCAUUCGUACGGCUGGCGCGCGGAAAAGCUGGUGGAGGACGCGCGAGCGCAGAUCGCGCAGCUGGUAAACGCCAAACCGUCGGAGAUCGUUUUUACGAGCGGCGCGACGGAGAGCAAUAACUUGGCGCUCAAGGGCUUCGGCAUCGGCGCGCUGUACGUGCGCGCGAAACCGCGUGUGCGGCUCGUGCCGCAGAUGCACGGCGGCGACCAGGAGCGCGGAAUGCUCAGUGGCACGUUGCCGGUGCCGCUGUGCGUGGGCUUCGGCGAAGCGUGCCGCCUGUCCCGCGAAGAGUUCGCGCGCGACGUGGCGCACGUGCGCCGGCUAUCGGAGCGCUUCGUGCGAAACAUCACGAGUCGACUGCCGGCGGUGCGCUUGAACGGCGGUGAGGCGAACCGCUACCCGGGUAGCUGCAACCUGGCAUUUGCGGGAGUUGAGGGCGAGAGCUUGAUCAUGGCCAUGAAGGAGAUCGCGGUGAGCAGCGGAUCCGCGUGCACGAGCGCAAGUCUCGAGCCCUCGUACGUGCUGCGCGCGCUGGGCGUCGACGAGGAGCUCGCGCACACCAGCAUCCGCUUUUCUUUCGGCCGCUUCACGACGCUCGCGGAAGUCGACCGCACGGCGGACCUGGUGGUCGAGGCGGUCUCGAAGCUGCGCUCGAUCAGUCCGCUGUGGGACGCGCACUUGAGCAACAGCAAGCCGCAGACGGUCUGGAAAUAG
This is a messenger RNA of Dermatophagoides pteronyssinus (European house dust mite), 825 nucleotides long. RefSeq names its product cysteine desulfurase IscS-like. The record is from RefSeq and is a predicted model, not a curated record. NCBI's taxonomy places the organism in Eukaryota, Metazoa, Arthropoda, Arachnida, Sarcoptiformes, Pyroglyphidae.